CAUACCGAGGACAGCGCUGUCCUGUACACGCCGCUGCUGCCACCGUAGAGCCGGGCGGAUGCACUGAUGGCUCGUAUUUCUGUGACUUUCACAUUAUGUUGUUGCGUGUCUCGGUUUGUUUCCCACCAGCUGGCCUCCCGCCAUCCUCCUGUCCGUUUGUAUGAUCGGACUGACUGAAGGUAGAUGUCCGAGUGUGACAGCAGCGGAUCUGUGUCCGCCGGAUUGGUGCAGGUGGUGAAGGCGCUUUGAAAACCUCCAUCUCUGCCCGAGUGAGAGUCGACUGGAGCUGUCUGGCUGGUCCCACUUCACGACUAUGACUCUGAGCUGCUGAAGAUUUUUCUUUUUUUCUUCAAUUCACCGUCCUUUUUGAAGCCCUCUUGAUUCCUCAAUGGGUUCCCGCAGCCAAGGCUUCUUCCACCACCACCACCAUCGCAGCUCCAUGGUGCCCACUGUGGUGCCGAGGCUCCUGCCUGAGAACGGCAGCCUGCUGGGGGGCAUCGCACAAAUCACCCCCAACCUCUUCCUCAGCAGAGGGAACGUGGCAUCAAACCGCAGCCUGCUGCUGUCGAAAGGCAUCACCUGCGUGGUCAACGCCACCAUCGAGCUCCCAAACUUCAACUGGCCUCACAUGGAGUACGUAAAGGUCCCGUUGGCGGAUAUGCCCCACUCCCCCAUCUCCUUGUACUUCGACAGCGUGGCUGAUAAGAUCCACAGCGUGGGACGCAAACGAGGGGCGGUGCUUGUGCACUGCGCAGCGGGGGUUAGCCGCUCAGCCUCUCUGUGCCUGGCGUACCUCAUGAAGUAUCACCGCGUGUCUCUGGCUGAGGCCCACGCCUGGGUUAAAGCCCGCCGCCCUGUCAUUAGGCCCAAUGGCGGCUUCUGGCGCCAGCUCAUCGAGUAUGAGAGGAAGCUGUUUGGUAGAAACUCUGUUAAGAUGGUGCAGACACCCUAUGGGGUCAUACCAGAUGUUUAUGAGAGGGACCGCAGGAGCCUGGCUCCGUACUGGGGCCUGUGAGAGAGGCUGCGCCAACCGUCCACAGCGAGGGAUCGAGUAGGAAAGUGAAGAUGAAGCCCUUUUGCCCUUCUGGACUGCAGGUUCACGCCUGUUCUGGACAGGCGAAGUGAGAUGUGUGUGAGUGUAGAUCUGUGUGAAGCUUAUUUAAUGAAUAUUGGUGCACUUGGACAGAGGGAGUCUAACCAGACACUGGUUGUUGCUGAUGGAGCAGCUGCUCAUCCAACCAGUCGCCUCUAUUUACUCUUUGAGUGGGAGCAAGGCCACUUCAAGCCCAGAAUCCUUCGGACCAAAGGAUCGAUUGGGACCACAAUUAUGUCAGACACCAAAACAAAAUGCUCGGCGUGAGCAAGUCGGAACUGUCCAUCUUCUGGUCUGUCUUUCCAAUUCCAGUGGAGGACGAGUGCUCUGUGAAGGUGUUAGCUGUGGUCAACACUCUGCAGCUCUGACAGUGAUGUGACUGAAGUCCUUUUCCUGACGUGGUGUCAUGUGGUGGUAUUGUGCCAGUUUUGCAGUAAUCUUUGGUGUAAGGGCAGCAGCAUGCUCUCAAUUUAUGGUAGCAUUUAAGAUAAGUGUACAGAAAAAAAAAAAUAUAUAGACAAAAUUAUUUUAUUGGAAUGUACUGAUAGUGAGCAAAAACUCAUUAUGGUGCACUUUAACUGAACAUUUAAAGAUGUUACUUUAUCUACUAUUUUGAAGGUAAAAAUCCAAAAGAUGUACGCUAAAAUCAAGGUUUAGGAAAAGCUCCUGUGUACCACAGGGUUGACUGUCCUGUCCUGUGACUACACUAUGUUAUUGUAGUGCUAUUUGAUGCUGUAUUUAAAAAAAAAAAAAAAAAAAAUAUCUGCCACCUUAAGGGAACUGGUAGCGCUAUGAUAGAUGCUUAGAAGAAUAUUUUCUAUCCCACUGUUUUUGCCUUGUGUCCAUAUUCGAGUGAGGUUCCAGAGAGAUCAGUGCAGUUCAGAAAACACAUUUUAUUUCUGUCUGUAAAACGGCCUACUUUUGUGGUUCAGCGCUUUUCUGAAGAGCCAUGUCACACAGGUUGACAAUCCUACUUCUGCUGUCGUCUAGUGGUUGAAAUUUUCACUUCGCUGCACAUGCUGUCCGCGCUUUAAAAGUAAUGUUUAGCGCUAAAUAGAGUUAUAGGGGUGAGACAAAAAAAUUAUACCGCAGUAAAUCACAAUACACAACAUCAUCAAGACGUUGCCGCCAAUAUGAUCACAUAAGAAAUAAACCUAACGCAGUGAACAAAGACAACGAAUGGAUUCCUGCUCAUUAAAUGAAAAAAGGCAUGAGGCGGGACAAUUGAUGGUUUUAUCCUGUGUAAUGAAUCAUCGUAGACAACAACUGAUCCCACAUCUGGAAGCCUCACGAGAAUUGUGAGAAUUGUUUUUCUUCCUUUAGUUAUUUUCCACAAUGUGUUACGCGAUGUUGACCAACAGCACCGAGAACAUCACCAUGUGGGAGAGCAGCUCCCACAUGGUGAUGUUCUCGGUGCCGCCCCUGUAGGUGGAACUGGUCAACAGAGGGAGGGGUUUGUGCAGCUAUGGCAACAACAUCCCUGCUUUCUUGAUGUUUUUUUACUUUUUCCAAACGUGACAGUAUCACACCGCUUCCGACGUUUACGCUGUUGUUCCCUGAAGUCGGUCCCUGUCACCUAACUUUCUGAUGACAUCACGCAGGUUGUGAAAGAGGGCAAGCUGUGAUUAGUCGAGGCUCAGUAUGUGGUCUAUCUCAUGGCGAAGUCACAACGAGAAUUUAUGAUACUACAAUCAGCACGUCCUAGCUCUCAUACAUUGACCUCUGUCUGUAUGGCAACUCAGAUGAUGCAGUGCUACAUGUGUGUUGCAUUUAAAUUGAAGUCUUCAAGUUGCUGAUUUUGUCUGACAAAUGGUCCAAAAAAUAUAAAGAUAUUUACAGUGAUAUAAAACUAACUAACUAUUUAGAAGCUGGAACCAGAAACAAAUAAUUGUCAAAAUUCUCCACGAUCUUUAAAUGUCGACUAAUCUCAAUUUGUCGUCUCCGCACUAGCUGUAUCAGCUGACUCUGUCCUGUCCAUCGUUAUCAUGGGCAGUGAAGGUAUCCUGUCAGUUUUGUCUUGUGAUUUACCUUCUUGACUCUCACCCCUAUACAACAGUGCGGUAUAGUAUCACUGUUGGAUGUGGUCAGACAUCUAUCAGGUCGCUCACAGCAGUGAUGUUGAUUGUUGUCACGAGUGCAGCAGAGUUGACAUUUUCAACCCACAGAGAUCAGUGCAACAAUGCUUUUCUGCCAUAAUAGAUUAAAUGUGACAUUUCAAUUUUAAGAAAAAGAAUAAAAGUUCAGGGGUAAAUGAUUGUAGGAGGAGAAAGGUGUUUUUGUUCUGAGUGCAAUCUGUAAUCUGACUUUUCAAAUAAUUUAAUGCCCCAAGACUGAUAUUAAAAUUGAAAAAAAUUA
This is a messenger RNA of Seriola aureovittata, 3448 nucleotides long. RefSeq names its product dual specificity phosphatase 14 (gene dusp14). The transcript is spliced from 2 exons. The record is from RefSeq and is a predicted model, not a curated record. The coding region runs from base 389 to 1015 and encodes 208 amino acids. NCBI's taxonomy places the organism in Eukaryota, Metazoa, Chordata, Actinopteri, Carangiformes, Carangidae. Gene Ontology annotation, cellular component: cytoplasm. Gene Ontology annotation, biological process: protein dephosphorylation. Gene Ontology annotation, molecular function: MAP kinase tyrosine/serine/threonine phosphatase activity.